AUGGAAAACGCCAGAAUUCACCAUCAUCGCACAGAGAACCCCACUGUCACCCUUGCCCCACCAACCCUCUGUCCCUCAAUCGCAAGCUGGCAAGCCAGAUCGGUCCAAGGUUACCACCAGGCCAGCAUCAGCCGUGGUGCACCAGGCCGCGUUGUCGAGGCACGCAGGUGCCCAAGUGCGAGUUUUCGAGGGGCUUGGCUGCCGAGCCUGGGCUCCGAGCUGGGGUGUGUGGUGUUCGAACCAGGGGCGAUUCGUGAGCAGAUUUGGCAGAAGAGCAUAAAACACACCGCCAUUGGCACUGGAUUGCCAUUGUUCAUCCUCCAGAUGCAGUUUGCAGAGCAACACCACCGCAGUGAGCGAUUGCGAUUUCCGACAGGGACAGCGAUGGCGGAAGUCGAGCAACAACAACGUCAGCACGAACAACAACUAGAAGAGCACAAGGAAGAGAGCGGCGAGAAGGACGCGGAUGUCGUGAAGGGGCCAUGGAGUCCCGAGGAGGACGAGCUGCUCAUGCAGAUAAUUGCUAAAUACGGGCCGCGCAAUUGGUCGCUCAUCGCUCAGGGGCUCAAAGGGCGGUCCGGAAAGAGUUGUCGGCUGCGGUGGUGCAAUCAACUGAAUCCCGAAGUCAAUAAAAACCCGUUCACGGACGAAGAGGACCGAAUAAUCGCAUUGGGACACGCGGAGCACGGCAACAAAUGGUCCGUCAUCGCGAAAAGCUUACCCGGUCGCACGGACAACGCGAUUAAGAACCACUGGAACUCCACGCUGAAGCGGAAAUAUCCCGCCAUUCUCGCGGAAAUAAUUAAAAAUAGGACCGCGCGCGUGAUCGAUUCUCCGCGCGACGCGCCAAUCAGCUCCCCCGGGAGCGACGGUCGAGUUUCCCCUUCUCCCUACUACGCCGGUGUCCCGCUCUACGCUCCAAUGUACGCUCCUGGCGGCGGCGGCGGCGCGAACUUUAUGUCGCACCGUGAGAGUCCGUCUCCGCUUUCGUCGGGCAGCGCGGGCUGCGGAAGCGCGGCGCACUCGCGGCGGAGCAGCAUGGACGGCAACUCCGCAAGCUCCGCCAAAGCGGAAAACGUGCGCAUGCUCGCGGACGUGCUCCGCCGCCUCGCGACCGCAUCCAGCGGCGGUGCCACCGGCUCCGCGUGCCCUUCUCCUCCGCCUGGCGCCGCGGGCGCCUCGGCGGUUGUCGGUCCUCCUUCCGCCUCCGCCGUUUCAGCCGCGCGCCUAGCGUUUCCGCGCAGCGGUAGCCUCGACUCUCCCGUUUUCCGCCCCUCGCUGCGCGACCAACCCACUCCGCUUGUACCUUCCGCCAUGGGGGCGUGCGGGGGAACGUUCGGCGGCGGAUGGGGUGGCGGAGCGCCGGCGGCGGCGGAAUACGACCUGGAGUAUCUUCAGGCCGCGAAACGGCUGCGCUUCGGGGGGGGAAACAUAGCAUGCGCGGAGCUUGGCGGAGCGUCUGGCGGAAUCGGCGGGUUGAGGGGAAGCGCUUUGUUGGGCGGAAGCGGAUACAGCAGCGCCGCCAACCUGGGGAGCUUUGGGGGGUCGCUUCUCGGAAACUCCCUGCUUGGGCGCACGUCGAGCGGAGGAGCCGGCGCACUUGGGGGAGGCGCACUCGGGGGAGGGGCACUUGGGGGAAGCGCUUUCGGGGGAGGCGCCUAUUGCGGAAGUGGCGAGAACUACCUUUCCACUGGCGCGUUCUCCCCCCUUGGCGGAGUGUGCGGAGCUCCAUGGGCGGAGGCGAUUCCCCCUCCUCCCUUGCCGCCAUGGCUGCCGCUGCUGCAGCGGGAUUUGCUCCGCCCUUUUCCCCUGCGGGGAACGCCCAGCCUUUCCCCUCACCACACUCCGCCUCUCCCCUCAUGCCGCGUUUCCUGA
This is a messenger RNA of Closterium sp. Yama58-4, 1875 nucleotides long. The record is from the annotation of a GenBank genome assembly. NCBI's taxonomy places the organism in Eukaryota, Viridiplantae, Streptophyta, Zygnematophyceae, Desmidiales, Closteriaceae.